AUGAUGGGUGAAGGUUUAAAGUAUAUUGGAAUCUCGAUAUAUUUCUUAUUCAAUAUACUCGAUAGACAUCAAAUUCAGUCAAUUAAAUGUCAUGUGUGUGAUUACUGCCCAAUAGUAACGAAUAAGUCAAUAUCAAAUGAAAAUUGUACUUCAUGUGCAGUUGCCGGUGAAAAUUAUUCAGUACACAGAAUAUGUUUACGUAAUAGUACGAUUCCCACAAACUUUCCAGAGGAGAAUCUGAAUGUGUGCAAGUCGGAUCUGUGUAAUAAUCGAAUAAUUGGCGAUCAUCUAAGAAAUCAAACAAAUCCCCUCAAUAAUUCAGUAAGUUGUCAUACUUGUCUUGAAUGUGAUAAUAUUACUAUCUACAUGAUUAUAGAGGGUUAUGGAGGGCGUGUAGUAAGUUCAAGUAAUGAUUUACAACUCAAUUCAUUUUGA
Messenger RNA from Schistosoma haematobium, 435 nucleotides. RefSeq lists its product as uncharacterized. Bases 1 to 435 code for a protein of 144 amino acids. The record is from RefSeq and is a predicted model, not a curated record. The transcript has 5 exons. Lineage: Eukaryota; Metazoa; Platyhelminthes; Trematoda; Strigeidida; Schistosomatidae.